Molecule: messenger RNA, 1634 nt
Organism: Cryptococcus amylolentus CBS 6039
Lineage: Eukaryota; Fungi; Basidiomycota; Tremellomycetes; Tremellales; Cryptococcaceae
Exons: 2
Coding region: 213-1466 (417 amino acids)
Source: RefSeq, a predicted model, not a curated record
AUACAGCGUACAGCUCUAGAUGCUUGAGGGGACAGAUACCUUGGCCCCGCUCCCUCCUCCUUCGACCACCGCCCCCUCCCCGCUUCAAUCGCUACUCGCUGCUCAGACGGCGACCGUCUCCCAUCAAAUUGGCUCAGUCGCACCGAGACAACAUGGCUCCAAGACUUUGUCACUUUCUCAGAAGCAGAUGACUUCGAGCUGCGUCCUCAGUGAUGAAUCCUGGUAUGCCCGAGGUACGCAUUUGGCUGGAAGACGCUCUCGCAUCUGAGCUGUAUGCUGAUGAUCAUUACGCGUCAGGUUUGAUCAAUGUCAGCAGCGACCAUGUCUUCUCGUUUAAAUGCGCUCCCUGCUCCCUAGCACAGAAGUCGGAUGUCAUGAUCCAUUGCAAGAACGCCUCAAGACACACAAAGGACCCGGGUCAUGUUCAAGGGUUGUUUUCUUUCUUUCUCAAACAGGAGGGCAAGAAAGUAGAGAAUGACAUCGAGAUUGUGAGGAGCAAGCUUGCUGAGUGUAUGGAGGGCGACGUGAAAGAUAUAGAUUGGAUGAAAGGAUUCGCAGACAGGAUUCAGGAAGUGUUGAAGAACAAACCAGCUUGGCAGUCUAUGAUUCAGCAGCAUAUCGACCAUUCAUCCUCGAUCUACUACCACUGCUCCGCCUGCUCCAUGAACACUGGAUCCAGCCCACAUCUGGAAAUAUCAGUCGGUUUGCUCAUCCGGCAUCUCCGGGAUGCAGACCAUAUUCAACGAGUGCCCCACAAAGACGCACACGACGUAUGCGAGUCGAAUGCCUCGGUCCCCUAUAAACCCGAGUGUGGGCUAUCUCCUCCCACCUCGAUCCCCGCUGCUCUCCCACAGAGUGCAUCUGCCAGCGUCCCAUCCUCUCCCCAUGCGGACUUGCCCGUACCAGGUACCAGCUCGUUGGACCUCGACGACGACGCUCCUAUCAAUAUUGGAGAAUCCACAAGCUAUGAACCUUCUGAUCCCAACAAUAAGGGCACGCUCGAGGCCUUUACAAGCUCUCUGCUUCCACGAUCAUCCUCCGCAACAUCUUUCUCCACGCCAUCGUCCUCCAUACUCAUCACGCCCAAGGCCUCCAUCUCAGUUCUGCCACUUCUUCCACUUUUGCCCCCGAAAUCUCUCACUCACUACUUGAAUCAGCACCUCAAACGACCUUCUUCCGCGUUAUCCGAUCGAGAGGCUAGCUGCCAACAACGCCCAAGAUUGGUCGCACACCCGUCUUCUGGUGGGAGCGAAGGCGGUGCUUCGCGGCCGGCGCUUUCGAGAAAGGGUCGUGCUGAAGAGGAAGCGACCGCCAACAAAGAUCUGAUGAACGAAGAAGUGUGCAGUGGCAGUGGGACGCUGUAUCAGCAGGCGCUCAAGUCCGGUGAUCUUCAUAUCAAAGAGAUAGAGAGACGUGGCGAGAAGCUAAUGGCAGCCUUCAAAGGUCUUUUCGAAAGUGGUCUAUAACCUCGCGUUGAGUCUCGCCGCAUUCUGUAUAUGACUCGUACGAUUACUUCAUCCACCAUGCGUUGAUAUAUCUCUCCGGUAGGCACAGUUUCCAAGCAGGCCCAAGACAUAGUGGUGUGGUACUUUGGUAAACCAACUUCUGAUGCAUCAUACUCAUGUUUAUGAACA